Molecule: messenger RNA, 2190 nt
Organism: Nematocida major
Lineage: Eukaryota; Fungi; Microsporidia
Exons: 1
Coding region: 1-2190 (729 amino acids)
Biological process (GO): maturation of SSU-rRNA from tricistronic rRNA transcript (SSU-rRNA, 5.8S rRNA, LSU-rRNA); ribosomal small subunit assembly
Cellular component (GO): small-subunit processome; Pwp2p-containing subcomplex of 90S preribosome
Molecular function (GO): protein binding
Source: RefSeq, a predicted model, not a curated record
AUGUCUGCUUUUUCAGUGAGUGCUCUCUAUGGAUCUCACGGGAGAGCUGUUGCCGAGUACAUACAGGCUUCAGAUGAGAUUGUCGUGGGCCUGGGAAGGCGCAUAAAAGUGCUAAAAGUCAGAACGGGAGUCAGCAAAGUCCUGAACAUAGAAACCGAGUCUGAAAUAGUAAGUAUUUCUGCUGAGAAAGAUACGCUUUUAGUUCUCGACGAGUCCAGAAAAGUCUAUUUGUACAGUCUCCUGCGGGGGGUCGAACUUGGCAGAAUGAAAACAAACUGUACCAUUUCUGUGAAGUUGGUGGACGGGAUGAUAUAUAUGGAGAAUGCCGGAUACUUUGAGGAGUGGGUUGUGGACCCGGGGAGAGACUUUUUGUUUCGGAAAGUGCGGCACAUCGUGGGGCACCAGGACAGCGUGCAUUUCAUAGAGAAAUCAGGCUCUGGGGUUUUGACGGGGUCGCUGGACGGGGCUCUUAGGGAAUAUUUGCCUGAAAAAGAAUUUUCAGGGGAUGAAAACCUGAUUUCCGUAUCGGGAAAUGAUUUAAAAAAUAUUUGUCACGUGAGAAAGAGCGAUGGAAAGUCCGUGCUUGUGGCAAAAAGCAAGAGCCGCGUUCUUGCAGCCAGGAAGAUAGAGGGCUCUCUCGUUAUCGUGUACGCAUCCGGGGAGAUUGCCUUCCUCGUGAAGAUGGAAAGUGCGUGGGAAGUCACGAACAGAAUUUUCACAAGAAUUGACAUAAAAUGCGCAGAUGUUUCCCCUUUUGGAAACACCGUUGUUUUUUCAGACCCGGCAGGCAACAUUUCUCUAUACAACACACAGUCCCAGAAAACAAUCGCCUCAAUAACCCUGGAGAACGUAUCCGCCCUGAAAUUCACACACGAAAACUGGAUUCUCGUCUCAGGAAGUGGAUUCACCGUUUGGGACCCGCUUUCCUCGUCUCUCCUCUACGAAUACAGCACGCACGAGCAGAAACACGUAUCUUUGAGGGCAGAAACUGGAGACUUUCUCUCCGCAAAUGCGCUUGGGGAUGUCUUUGUCUGGUGCAAAACAAGCACAAAUUGCACCCGAAGGUUCGCCCACCACAAAUCAGCAGCUAAAAUUGUGCCUUUAAAAAGGGCAUUUUUAUCCGUCUCCAGCGACAGGUUCGUGCUUAGUAAGUACACAGGAGAAAUUCUAAAAAGCAAAGACCUGAAAAUAACGGCAAUUGUGGCAGACUCAGACGGGGAAGUUCUGGCUCUUGCUUCUACUGGGGAGAUGCAGAUCUGGGACUUGACCCGGGUAAAACUUCUCCAGGAACUUUCUGUGGAGUUACCGGUUUGCAUUUCCGUUGAGUUUGGGCGAGUUCUUUUGCUGAGCGUAAAUUCAAUAUCUGUAUUCGGAGUCCGCCAGGAAAGCAUUUCCCUGCAGGAGAGUGUGAGUGCAGGAUGCAUCGAGAGCGGGCGCAUUUUGUGCGUGGGAGAGUCUGGGAUCUUGUACGAGUACGACGAAAAGUUGAAUGAAAUUGCAAGUUUUAGGGUCUUACCUGAAUUUAUGACCAAAAUGGGAAAUAUUUCCAUUUUAGGAAUGACCGCCACAAAAGAAGAAAUAAUUUUAACGUAUAAGAUCAGAGUGCCUGAUAGAAUUACCCAGUUUAGAGAUAAGCUGGUCUGCAAGGUUUUCCACGGGAGGUCUGAGCUCAGUCUCUGGACAGUCUCUGAAAAUGCAGGAAACUCCUCCGGAGAAGUCCGAGUUGACGAGAGAGGGCACAUUUUCAUCUGCACAGACGCAGGGAUCCUGGAGUUCUCUGAAAGGGAGUUCCCCGGGGGAGUUUGGGUCGCAGAAACUCCAAAUCAGGUCCGAGAAAACCUGAAAAAACCUGAAAAUAUUUUGCAAAGUUUUUCACAGGCAAUUUCUCUGGAGGACCCUGAAAUUAUCCGAGAGAUUUUGGAAAUGGGAGAUCCGGAGGUGCUUUGCUCGUACGUUCCAGAGCAGCUUUUGGAGAAAAGCGUCUCUUUGAUCCUCCACGCAAUUUCUGACGGACUUGCGGAGAGGGGAUUGAAGGCUCUUCGCGUGGUUUUGCAGAGACUUCGCGGGAGGGAGGGACUCGAGAGAGUCAGACCUGCCCUGGAGAUGGCUUUGCGACGGAUAGUUGCACUGGCCCACGAGACAACGGGAUUUUCUGAUGCAAUUCAGGAAUUCGGACACCUUUCAGGUUAG